AUGUCCGCCUCCAAGGAAUUCACCCUCAAGGAGAUCGCCGAGCACAACACCAAGAAGGAUCUCUACCUCAUCGUCCACGAUAAGGUCUACGACUGCACCAGCUUCGUCGAUGAGCACCCCGGUGGUGAGGAGGUCCUCCUCGAUGUAGCCGGCCAGGACAGCACAGAGGCCUUCGAGGACGUCGGCCACAGUGACGAGGCCCGCGAGAUCCUCGAGGGUCUGCUGGUCGGUACUGUAAAGCGCCUGCCCGGCGACCCUGCCCCCCGUGCUCAGCCUGCCCCCUCUUCCUCUGCUCCCUCAGGCGCUGCUGCCUCGUCCAGCGGGUUCGGCAUGUACGCCGUCCUGGUUGUCUGCGCUGCCGUCGCUUACGGUGCCUACCAGUACCUCCAGGCCAAUUCUCAGCAGCAGUAG
Molecule: messenger RNA, 411 nt
Organism: Aspergillus thermomutatus
Lineage: Eukaryota; Fungi; Ascomycota; Eurotiomycetes; Eurotiales; Aspergillaceae
Product: cytochrome b5-like heme/steroid binding domain-containing protein
Exons: 3
Coding region: 1-411 (136 amino acids)
Biological process (GO): sterol biosynthetic process
Cellular component (GO): endoplasmic reticulum membrane; intracellular membrane-bounded organelle
Molecular function (GO): heme binding
Source: RefSeq, a predicted model, not a curated record